This is a messenger RNA of Alternaria arborescens, 162 nucleotides long. RefSeq lists its product as hypothetical. NCBI's taxonomy places the organism in Eukaryota, Fungi, Ascomycota, Dothideomycetes, Pleosporales, Pleosporaceae. The transcript has a single exon. Bases 1 to 162 code for a protein of 53 amino acids. The record is from RefSeq and is a predicted model, not a curated record.
AUGCUAGAGGUGAUGGAAGAGAAGCUCGCAGUCAAGGACGGAGCGCUGCCGACGCUCAUGCAUAUGUUAACCGGUGUGCGCAUGGAAGACUUCAAGGAAAAGAGCAAGAAGAGGAUUUCAGGUGAUUUGGCGCAACUUGAGACACUGAAGAAGAGGGCCUGA